AUGUCCCGGACUCUACUCUGGAUCGGCCUUGGCAACAUUGGGAGGGGCAUGUGCCGAAAUCUCGUCGAGAAAGCUCAACUCGACAAGCCACUGCUCAUUCACAACCGGACUGUGAAACGUGCUACGGAUCUCUGCCAAAGUCUGCCAAAGGGCAAGUCCGAGGUUGCAGAGUCUCUCGCUGAUGCCAUUGACAAAGCCGACAUCAUCUUCUCCUGCAUCGCCGAUGACAAGGCUGUAGAAGAGGUCUUCGCCGUUGCUACUAAUGGAGACAUCAAAGGCAAAGUAUUUGUCGAAUGCUCAACCAUUGCUCCCGAGACGACCGACGCUGUCGCAAAGUCGGUUUUGGAAAAGGGCGCUGAGUUCAUCUGCGCGCCCAUCUUUGGGUCCCCCGCCAUGGUAGCCGCUGGGAACGCGACGUUGGUUCUUGCAGGCCCGGAAACGUCGAUCAAGAAGAUCCGCCCGUACGUCGAUGCGAUGGCAGCCCGGGAAAUCAACAUGGCCGACGAACCAUACCGCAAGGCAUCGACUCUGAAGGUGCUUGGUAAUACCGUGAUCCUCGGCAUGGUUGAGCAGCUUGCCGAAACAUAUGUUGCUGCAGAGAAGAGCGGCCUGGGAACGGGUUACGUGAAGCAGUUUGUUGAGGCCAUGUUUGGUGGCAGCCCGUACCCGGCGUACACAAACCGCAUGCUGGAAGGCGAUUACUACAAAAGAAAUGAGCCCCUGUUCGCCGUGGACCUGGCGAGAAAAGAUGCCCGCCAUGCCAUGGCUAUUGCGAAAGCUGCCGGCACGCGGUUGCAGAACAUCGAGACUGCUGACAAGCAUCUUGAAAUCGUCAAGGCACACGUUGGACCUUCGGGUGACAUGGCAGGUAUCUACGGUGCAGUGAGGAAGGAAUCUGGCCUCAAGUAUAGCAUUUUCGUCGGCCUCGUCAUCGUCGCUGCCAUGGCCGCCGCUGCCUGGUUCCUUUCUCCAAAGGGCGAAACCCAAAUCAUCUGGAGAUCCUCUCUCCUCCUGGCCCUCGCAUGUUGCUAUCUCAUGUGGGCCAUCACGUUCCUCGCCCAACUCAACCCCCUGAUCGAACCGCGACGCAGCGACAUCCGACCGGGCUUCGAGCACCACUAA
Messenger RNA from Colletotrichum siamense, 1122 nucleotides. RefSeq names its product putative oxidoreductase YfjR (gene yfjR-0). The transcript has 4 exons. Gene Ontology annotation, cellular component: proton-transporting V-type ATPase, V0 domain. Gene Ontology annotation, biological process: proton transmembrane transport. The record is from RefSeq and is a predicted model, not a curated record. Lineage: Eukaryota; Fungi; Ascomycota; Sordariomycetes; Glomerellales; Glomerellaceae. Gene Ontology annotation, molecular function: proton-transporting ATPase activity, rotational mechanism; NAD binding; oxidoreductase activity, acting on the CH-OH group of donors, NAD or NADP as acceptor. Bases 1 to 1122 code for a protein of 373 amino acids.